Meriones unguiculatus (Mongolian gerbil) is the source of this 384-nucleotide messenger RNA. RefSeq names its product testis-expressed protein 12-like. The transcript has a single exon. Gene Ontology annotation, cellular component: central element. NCBI's taxonomy places the organism in Eukaryota, Metazoa, Chordata, Mammalia, Rodentia, Muridae. The record is from RefSeq and is a predicted model, not a curated record. The annotation marks the transcript as partial. Gene Ontology annotation, biological process: synaptonemal complex assembly.
CUAAACCACUUUGUAAAACCCGACUCUAGAAACUGCAAGAGGUUAAGAGAUACGGAGCGUCAGGUGCCUGAUAGUCUACAGGUACCCUCUCCUGGAAAAUCAGAUUCAUCUCUCUCUGAGAUUUCUGGACUCUUUUAUAAAGAGGAAGCCCUGGAGAAGAAUAUGAGCGAUAUAAGUAAGGAAAUUAAUCUGAUGUUGUCUACAUACGCAAAGAUUUCAAGGGAGAGAGCAGGAGUAGAUGCAUCUUACGUCGACGAGCUAGACGGACUCUCCAGAAAAGCCAAGAUUAUUGAAAACUCCCUAGUCCAAAAAAUAGAGUUCCUGAAGCAGAGCUUUCCAGUGAUUACCAAUACUCUGCACAAGGAAAGUGCCUAUACCAGCUGA